AUACCACGGAGAAUGGCGGUCACACAUGCUGAUCUUGAACCAAACCGACGAAAAAGAUAUUUGAGCAGCAAAACCGGUACCUUCUUUAUGGUUCUUGCCAUUCUAUUAGGCCUCUUCUGCUUCAUUCUGUGUCUCAUAGCAGAAGCCACGCGUUCUAAGGUGACAUCAUGGUCGAACAUAACAGAGAAUAAAGAGGGAAGCAAAUCUGAAUGUGCAUACAGUGGUAGUGGGAAGAUGCCAUUGCUAUGUGCUGCUUGUGCUGUUAUUGGACUAGCAAUUGUCAUGGUCGUGGUGCAUGCUUGUAUGUUGAUCGUAGUUAGUAAAUUAACACCUGAUUUACUUAUCCUGGAUCCUGAUUCUGCCUCUGUCAAAUCCUUAACAUGGCAAGCUGGGUUUUUCUUUGUUACAACUUGGGUUUGUUUUGCAGUUGGGGAGAUUUUAUUGUUGGCGGGAGUGACUGUAGAAUCAGGGCAUUUGAAGAAUUGGUCAAAGCCUAGACCAAGUUGCCUUAUCAUCAAAGAAGGGUUAUUCUCUGCAGCAGGGGUGUUUGUUUUAACCACAGUUUUCUUAGGUUUUGGUUUAUACCUAACAGCAUUAGGUGCGUUAAGAAUGUCACGUGAGCUAGAAAAUGUUGCACGGGAGGUUCAUCAGAUACCAAGAGCACCUCAAAUGCUUGCCAGGGAGAACCCUACAACCAGAGAGUCUCUAGUAUCCGUAUUUCCGACUCCUUUCAAUAAAAGCUACAACUUUGUGUAA
This is a messenger RNA of Gastrolobium bilobum, 756 nucleotides long. RefSeq lists its product as uncharacterized. Lineage: Eukaryota; Viridiplantae; Streptophyta; Magnoliopsida; Fabales; Fabaceae. The coding region runs from base 13 to 756 and encodes 247 amino acids. The record is from RefSeq and is a predicted model, not a curated record. The transcript has 3 exons.